UCUCUCUCUCUCUGUCUCUCUCUCUCUCCCUCUCCCCUGUAUCAGCCUCUCUCCCCUCCCUCUCUAUCUGUCUAUCUCGCCUUCAUUCCUGCACACACAUGAAACCGGUUCAGUGUGUGUGAGCCAUGUAAACGCUCCCGUCGGGACUGUAAAUUUACUGGAUUUAUAGGAAUCGCGGUGUGCAUCCGUUUUGCGUUGCGGCUCCGCCCGGUGUGCGGUGCAGGCUGACUGCACAGAGUUUUAUUGGAUUUGCCCGACAGCAGCGGCGGGAGAGGAGCAGUCUUACCCCACACAUAGGACAAAGGAAACGGGGGAAAAAUUAAGGAAAAAGACACGACUGCAAGGAGAGAGGAAUGAAGAUGGAUAACUAUCUCCUAACACUCGUUUUCGGGCUUUCAAUGCUAGGUGGGUGCUUGGCCCGGGUGGUGACAGUGUCUCCCGGUCCAUUGAUCCGGGUGGAGGGUCAGCCGGUGUCCAUCAGAUGCGACGUCAAUGAUUAUAUGGGACCUCGUGAGCAGGACUUCGAGUGGAUGAUGUCCAAGGACGGGAACGCGCCGAGGAUAAAGAUCAUCUCCACCUUUGACACCAGCUACUCCCACGCGUCACUAAGCAAGCGCGUCGCAUCUGGCGACAUCUCUGUGGUGCGGCUCACGGACAACGAGGUGGAGCUGAAGAUAGCGGAGGUGAAGGCGCAGGAUGCCGGUUUCUACUGGUGCCAAACGCCGAGCACUGACUCCGUCAUCAGUGGCAACUACGAGGCUCAGGUCCAGCUUAUUGUCAUCCCCAACACCCUCAAGGUUUCCCCGCAGACCCCGCCCCCGGUCGUCCCAGAGGGAAGCGACAUCACGCUCUCCUGCAACGUCACCCGGGAACUCACCCACCCCACCUACCUGUCCGUCACCUGGUUGCUGAAGAAGGGGGCGACGUCUGAGGAGAUUUUGACUUUCGGUCCUCAGGGAGGCGUGGUCACGGGGCAGAAGUACGCCCGGCGCUACGCUGACGGAGGCGUCCGAUUGGUUCCCGGGAAGAACGGAUUGUUUGAGUUGGUGAUUUCCAGAGUGACCACGUCUGAUGAAGGGAUUUAUGAAUGCAACGGAACGGAGUGGACACAUGAAAACACAGGGAAAUGGGUAAAAAUCGUGGAGAAGACAAAAGAGAUGGGGACUGUUGCUGUUACUCCUACAGGUCAGUCCCUCAGUGUGAAGGCUUCAUCCUCCUCCUCUCCCUCCGCCGCGUCACUGCUCCUCUCCCCCGGGGACACGCUGACCCUCCUCUGCUCCGUCGCCGCCGACAACCUGCCCUCCCUCGCCCUGGAAGUGACCUGGCUGGCCGACGGGCGCGAUAUCAUCACCAUGGACCGCAGCGGGGUGGUGAUCUCGAACACGUCCUCCAGCGGAGCGCAAGCGAAGCGAGGGGAGGCCAGCCUGGAGCGAACAGGAUACGAGGAGUACAGGCUGGCGGUGAGGGGGGUGAGCGGGGAGGACGGAGGGGCGUAUUCGUGCCGUAUCCGAGCAUUCAUCGAGAAGGGAGGAAGGAGCGCGGGUGGAGGAGGGAGGUGGCAUAUGGCAGCAGAGAAGACGUCCAGCCCCGUGACGGUGAAGGUGUCGCAGAUCAAACCGAGCUUCUCGCUGAACCUUGAGCCCAUCUUGAACCCCCAGAUGACUGCUGAACCCACAGAACUGGCUUGUCAUGUGACCAACAUCACACACUUCCCACCGGGGAGCCGACUGGGUGUGACCUGGGAGCACACCACACUUCCUGGUAUAGGGGAUGAUCCUCAGACCUCGCAUCCCAUCGGCACUUUGGAUGGCCAGGGCAACCUGUUGCCAGGGGCGAUGUAUUCUGACAGGCUGAAGAGUGGUGUGAUGUCACUGAGCAGAGUCCAGCCCAACACAUUCAAACUACGAUUCCUCCGCACACAGGAGAUCGACAUGGGCGAGUAUGUUUGUGCCGUGUCAGCUUGGAGCGUCAGCAGCCAGGGUGACAUGGUGAAGACCGUCGAGCACAAUAGCUCCCCGCUGACUGUACGAUGGGAUACCAAACGUCCGACUCUAAACGUUGUGGCCAAACGCAUCCGUGAAGCCUCGGCGGGCGGGGCUACCUUUGAGAUGAGCUGCGCCGUGACCACUGAGAACCUCGGGGAGGCGGGCUACUCGGUGCUCAUCCAAUCGCAGGAGAGUCUGGAGAGCAACGUGAGAACCAUCAUGACUCUCAGCCCCGACAACGUCGUGCAGCACGGUGGAGCCACUGACCCCAACAGGAGAGACAGUCUGGUUCUGACAAAGUCUGGUCCGGCAGAGUUUCGGUUUCGUCUGUCAGGUGUCCAGUUGUCCGAUCGAGGUUUCUACUGGUGCGACAUCACCGCGUGGACAAAACAGCAGCCAGGACAAACGUGGACCAAAGCCACCAGCUCCGAGUCUAACAAAGUCAGGAUCGACUUUCAAGAAAAUGGACCGUCCUUCUCCAUCGACAUCCAAUCAGACGCCAGCACUGUUUAUCCGUGGCAGACGGCCAAGAUGAAGUGUUCGCUCAGCGUCUCUGGAUCUUCACCAAAAACUGAUGAUCUGGCGUACGAGGUGCGUUGGUUUUUCACCCGCUUGCGUGGCGGAGCGACCACGACCCAGGUGGCCAGCGUCGACCGCUUCGGCGUCGUGAGGAAAGAAGAUCGUAACUCAUCCAGUGACGUUUCAAUAGAGCGCGAUGACACGCACACCUACAUGUUGAACAUUCAUGGCACUCAGGACAGUGACAGCGGCGAGUAUCACUGUGUUGCCACUCCCUGGUACCUGUCGGCCUCAACGGGAGCCUGGACUCAAGCUGGAGAGCUGACGUCAUCUCGGAUCUUCCUCACUGUCCGAUUUGCCGUGUGGGACUCCCUAAAGUUACCUCUGUUGUACGGUGUAUCAGCCUCAAUAGGUGUGGGCCUCUUCUCUCUGGUCCUGGGUCUGGUUUGCGCCCAGUGCUGCUGCCGCAACACCACACACACUCCCCGCUCACGCAACAAACUGAUGGACCUGGAGAUGGACUGACAAACAGUUUCCCCCGCACCCACACACUGCAGCGCUCACAGGAAACACCACGCACACAACAGACACACGCCCAUAGACGAUUACUGGGACAGCCAGUUGUUUCCGGGCGACGGACGUUGGGAGUAAAAUGACAUAUCGCUUUUGGGAAUAGACACCUAACUGACCAAUCGCAGUGCUUUAAAGAGGUGCUCAGGAUGUUUUUCAACUCUGCAGUGGAGGAGCAGGGGACUUUUACUAGCACCAACUGGGAAAUAGCCUUUGAGACUUCUGUUUUUAGGAAGAUCAAUUAAAUCUGUGGCGCUUCCAGUUUUACACAGAUAUAUUUGCUCCGUGUUUAAAAUCACAGCACUACGAGAAACUAUGAAUUAAUCCAGAGUUUACUUUUUGAGGAACAGGAGGCGUCUGAGUCAUCACUGCCACUUGGGAAUAAAGGACCACUAAACAGAACUGCUGCCUCUGUAAACACUUGGGAUAACAAAUGAAGGGCUCAGGCUGGACUAUUUUUUUCUUUUUUUUUUUUUGCUUUGUUCUGAUGCCAAGGCUCCCUGCGAAGUACAAUGACCCUUUUUUGUUUCUGAUGAAAAUUCAAAGGGUGGUUGCAGUUUGAGAGACAAAAAUGGCAUUUUUACUUGUUUGAUUGAACACUGUAUCUGCAUGAGGUUAAAUCAAAACCUCGACAUAUCCCUGUCACAUGGCCAACCUAUGCUAACGUUAAUUUGUAUUUGCAGCGACUUGACGGUUUAGGCAGCCUGAGCCUCAUUUCUGUGGAGACUGUGGAGGAACCGUCACGUUCUUAAAGGUGGAAGUAGUCCUAGAAAAACGAGCGUGCUUUCCACACGAGAGGUAUUGCACUACAACUACCAACCCAGAGUAUUCCUACCUUAACAAAAGGACAAUAUUUACCUUUAUUCUCGACUCUAGUUUUUUGAAAAUUAAGAGAUUUUAAAAAUAUGAGAGACAUUUUUAAGCUUUACAAGGAGAUAUGCAGUUAGUGUGUUUGUGUGUGCGACAAUACUAUAAGUGGUGCCAAUAUUUGAACUAAUGGAGGUGUGCUUGGUUCAUAUUGCCAGAUCAACACUUGAACAGCCACUAAAAGUGGUGACAGCAAGCACUCUUGUUUUAUAAAUAUUCAGAAAUGUACCCAGCUGUUAUUUUGCCACAGUCUUGUGUGUGUUUCGUACACUGUGUGAGUGCUGUGCUACAGUAUGUGAGACAAAGAGUUGCAUGAAGUGUUUUAUAAUGCCAGACUGAUGUCAUCCACGAGCAACACAAGCCUUUUCCAGGUUAUAUUUUGAUGGCAUCAAAGUCUCCUACAUCCAGAUUUUUAAACUGAGCUGACACUCCACUAAUCUAGACUUUCAUGUGUUCACAGUGUGAGCAAAAUGAUUUGAAUGUGGGUGGUGCAAGAGGCUCACAUUGCUUCUACGGUCUGUCAGUGGUUUGCAGCUUCAUGUUUCUCAGCUUCAGUUUUGCUUUUUAAAGGAACAGUUCAAUAUUUUUGGGAAAUACUGUCUCUUAUUUGCUUUCUUGCUGAGAGUUAGAUGAGAAGAUCGAUACCAGUCUGUUUGUACACUUAGUUCAAAGCUGGAGUCAUUCAGGUGUUUAGCUUAGCUUAGCAUUAAGACUUGAAACAAAGGGAAACAGCUAGCCUGGGUCAUUUCAAGUGAAAAAAGACUCCAACCAGCAGCACUAAAACUGACUAAUUAAUACAUUGUAGCUUGUUUGUUUUAUCCUAAAGGCACACUUUUGUUUGAUGGGAAGAUGUAUAUUGCUAAGUAUUUCUUGGCUGCACAGAUGGAUAAACUGUUUUUCAUCAAUAAGUAGUUAAAGCAUGUAAUUCUGUUUUUACAUUUCUGUUCAUGUAAAGGGUUAAACAAACAAGACACAUGUUCAUUCAUGAGCUUUAAAGGUGUUAGUAGGCAUAUUUUUUCAUUUGAGAGAGCCAUGCUAGCCAUGCUCUUUAUGCUAAGCUAAGCUAACCAUGUCCUGACUCCAGCUUUGCUUUCUCCAGACAUGAUUGGUAUCAAUCUUCUGACCUCACUCUCAGAAAUAAAGCAAAUAAGUGUAUUUGCCAAAAUAUUCCUUUAAACACUUGAGUUAAAGGAGCAGUCUUAACAUUAUGGGAAAUUCUUUUGUUUGCCAUCUUACCCAGACUCAGAUGAAAAGAUUGAUAUCUGUUAUAUCUCUGCCCAGUAUAGAGAUUUAAGAUGUUUAGCCUAGCUUAGCAUAAAGACUGGAAGUAGGGGGAAACUAUAGCCUAGCCUUUUUGCUGUUUUGCUAAAGCCACCAGUACAUCCAACAAUCUCAAUGGGAGAAUGGGACUAUUGAUCACUUCUUUGAGUCACUGCUCCUGUAAUAAUCGCUCCUCGCUCUCAUUAUCACUCAUUUUACACAACAAACAUAAAUGAGACUUUGAAAUUGUUGACAGGCAUGUUGGUGUAGCUAGGCUAGCAGUUUUCCCUUGUUUCCAGUCUUUGUGCUAAGCUAGGCUACAUCCCAGACCUAUCCCUGGCAACAAGCAUAUUUCUCAAAAUGUCAAACUGUUCCUUUAAUGCAGCUAACUGGCUACAAAAAUCUGGUUUCAGAGAUUUCAACUCCCAACAAUGGAUGCAGCCCUUCUCCAAAUAUUUUUAGAUAUUUGUUUCUCUACUCUUUCAGAGAAAAGUUGUAGAAAACUGGGAGGCUUAUCUUGCACUUAACAGGUGAAAUAGAAAAACAUAUCUGUAGAAAAACAAGAGAAAUCUGCCGCAGACAGCGGUGCCCAACUUGUAUCAGCUGACAUCUGUUGAGUCUCUGUGGUGUUUUUAUAGCAAAUGAAUGAACUUGUGGUGACUGUUGUAUCAUGUUGACUGCUGUGUGAACACACACUUACAGUUUCAGCCACUACACAUACACAGUGAGGAUGUUUCUCUCCAAACCCAGCAGGAUCCAAACAGACCUGUUAGAUUUGUAGAAAGAUGUGCCAGGCUGUUUCCUCCUUAACCGACUGGGCUUUGUUUGAUGUUUUGACAAGUAUUUUAAGCAAAUGUAAGAACUUAAUGAGCAAUAUCUGACUGUUGUCAAGUCACAGCUGAUGUAAAGCUGUACUCAUGACAUAUCGUUCACCCUCAAUCAGCGCUAAAAUAUUCAAAGUUAAGUUGAACCGUAGUUUUAAACUGUUGUUACCAGAUCAGAUGUUACAUAUUCAAACAAUGCAUGUAUCCCCUUCUCAGCUCUGACUAAAAAAUGUCACAAAACCGCCUCAGAUUCGGGCUGGCCAGACAGCCAGCGCAAAGUGGUUAACACUGCUUCCCCAAAUCCAUAAAUACUGCAUCUCUGAAUGAUGGUACUCUAAAGAUUUAUUUCAUAGUCACACAAAUUUGUGACACCUUCAGCUACAGGAAACAACAAGACAAACCUGUACAAAUGUUGUCAUCCUGUAUGCAUAUAUGUACAAUUGAAUCCAUAGUUCAGAAAGGUUAAUUUUAGAAUAACUUCUGCAAAGCACUUCUGACUUCUCUUGAACUUUUUGAAUCAAAUUUGUCCUAAAUCAAAAUAGCUGCAGAUUUCAUCCAGCAAAGGAAAAACUACAACAUUCCUAUUGGAUGACAUUGGAUGUCCAUGCUGGUUAAUUUUCUUCACUUAGAGACAACAAGUGGUCCAAAUAUUGAUAACGAAUAUGUGUUUUGGCUUGAUUGAUGGUGACAGUUAUUUCAGAAACUUCCCAUAGGUCUUCAUACACCCACUCCACAGGUGUGUGUGCCUCUCUGUGAUAGUGCUGUUGCAGUAUUUAAAUAUAGUAGUUUUUGCAACUAAUACACACAUAAACCCCCACCGACACACACACACGCACACACACACAUUCACACACAUACUUGAGGACACAGGUGAAUAACAGGGCUCUGUGCCAAAUGCUCUUAACAGUUAACACACACACACAAAGUAGCACUGAUACACACUACUGAACAUACCACUGCAAGACUUCCCCAGUGUCUUUUUCUUUUGUCAUUUUAUUGCAAUGAGUAUGAUGAAUCAUGAUGAUGUUUUUUAAAUAAAUAGAUUUGUAAGAUGUAUCCCCUUUGUAAAUUAUUUUGUAUAUUCUGAUAUUACUGUGUUUUUUUGGCGAGAAGGAUGAUUUUCAGUAUCGAACAGCAUUUACACUUUUUAAAUCAUGCAGUUUUUCUAUAUUUAAUGUGGUAAAAAUGGGAUUGACAAACAAGCAAAAGCUACAGUGAUCUCAGUGUGUGCUGUUUCGUCUUGAAAAUGCUUGUCACAGUUGAAAAAGUGAUUGGUAUUGCUGAGACAAACUAACUGAUUGUUAAAAAAAAAGAAGGCGCAGGUGCUGUCAUCAGUUUAUUUGAUAAAGAAAUACACAGAGAGAGUUUUAUCUUUCUGUUUGUGUACAGAUUAAACAAAUGAGAUACAUGUUACCUAGUGAGCUGCAGGGUUGAAUGUAGGUGUAUUUUUGAACUUUCCCCUUUGACUAUGUCCUGACUCCAGCUCUGUACUUAACACACAAACAUGAAACUGAUCUUAUCUCGCUCUCGGAAAGAAAGCAAAGCAAAGAAAGCGUUUUUCCCAAAAUGUUGAGCUAUUCUUUUAAACAUAACUACAGAUUUAAAGACAUGAACUGUGUGAAAACUGUGUGCCUACUGAAAUUUCAAUCAAGUCGAACCCACGGAGCAGCAACAGGUUGGCCAGCUGAGAACUCAACAGCUGGCCAAUCAGAGCUCCUGCUGCUGCUCUGUGAGUUAAUAAUACAUUUAAUUACAGAGUAAAGAAGUAGCCAUGGGUGUAGGUAUUGUUUCAGAAGUGGGGGGUAGACCACAAAGUCACAAAAAAACAUUUUAAAAACAAAGUAAAUACUAUUUCCCGCAUUCAUGCAUUUAUAUUAAUCUAGAAAACAAGAAGUAUGAUGAAAUUAGUGACUGUGGUUCCCAUAAUAAUGGUAGUAUACCAAAACAAAGAAUAUUUUGAAAAUUUAUGUAAAUCUCUGUAUUGUAGAUACUCUAAUCUACUUAAAAUCACGUUCAGAGACCUGAUACUUAAUGGUACAUAAUAUUGUAUUUCCAA
Messenger RNA from Thunnus maccoyii (southern bluefin tuna), 8081 nucleotides. It is a transcript of the gene ptgfrnb, whose product is annotated as prostaglandin F2 receptor inhibitor b. NCBI's taxonomy places the organism in Eukaryota, Metazoa, Chordata, Actinopteri, Scombriformes, Scombridae. The coding region runs from base 354 to 3029 and encodes 891 amino acids. The transcript is spliced from 15 exons. The record is from RefSeq and is a predicted model, not a curated record.